This is a messenger RNA of Juglans regia (Persian walnut), 2823 nucleotides long. RefSeq lists its product as uncharacterized. NCBI's taxonomy places the organism in Eukaryota, Viridiplantae, Streptophyta, Magnoliopsida, Fagales, Juglandaceae. Gene Ontology annotation, biological process: DNA repair; telomere maintenance. Gene Ontology annotation, molecular function: DNA helicase activity. Bases 1 to 2823 code for a protein of 940 amino acids. The transcript is spliced from 2 exons. The record is from RefSeq and is a predicted model, not a curated record.
AUGUACGUAAAAAUUGAGACGUCAAGAUUGGAUUAUUUUCGUAAUAAGCAACAAGAGAUUCGAUCUGAAGUAUAUCAAGGAAUAGUUGACAGUCUAUCAUUUGGACAAAACAAUGCUUCUAAAGUUGGUAAACGCAUCAUUCUGCCUUCUUCUUUUAUUGGAGGUCCAAGAGAUAUGCGUAAGAGAUAUAUGGAAGCAAUGGCUUUAGUCCAACGCUUUGGAAAACCGGACAUCUUUUUAACCAUGACAUGCAACCCAAGUUGGAAAGAAAUCUUAGAUGAAUUGGGUCCACAAGAAGAAGCACAAAAUCGUCCUGAUUUGAUUGCACGUAUCUUUAGAGCAAAAUUAGAAGAACUGAAGGAUGAAUUAUUCAAACGGGAGAUAUUUGGGAAAGUUUCAGCAUACGUAUACGUCAUUGAACAUCAAAAAAGAGGACUACCACAUGCACAUUUCUUGAUCAUACUACAAAGAGAUUGGAAAAUCUAUACUCCAGAAUCUUUUGAUGAAAUUGUAUCAGCAGAAAUACCUGACAGAGAAAGAAAUCUACAUUUGUACAAGACAGUAAAAAGACAUAUGAUGCAUGGCCCCUGUGGAGUACUGAAUCCGAACAAUGUGUGUAUGAAAGCAAAUGACAGUUGUAAAAACCACUUUCCAAAAUGUUUUGUACCUAACACAACCGUUGGAAUCGAUUGUUUUCCACAGUACAAACGUUGUGAUAAUGGAAUGACUGUCAAAGUCAGAGGUAAAGAUUUAGAUAACCGUUGGGUUGUUCCACAUAAUCCAUAUCUCCUCGCAAAAUUUGAUUGUCACUUGAAUGUAGAAAUUUGCUCAACAAUCAAAGCAGUCAAAUACCUUUAUAAGUACAUUUAUAAAGGUCAUGAUCGUGUUGCUUUCAACUUGAUUCCUGGACAAAACAUCCAAGAUAUAGAUGAAAUCCAACAAUUUCAAUCAGCCAGAUGGAUCGCUCCACCAGAGGCUAUGUGGAGAAUAUACGGUUUUAUUCUUAAUGAAAUGCAUCCAUCAGUUUACAGUUUACAUCUACAUCUUGAAGAUCAACAUCUGGUAGCUUUUCAUGCACAUGACAACCUUAACAAUAUUCUGAGAUCUGAUUUUACGGCAAAAUCAAUGUUGACUGAAUUCUUUUCAACAAAUCAAACUAAUGAAAAUGCACGAAAACUACUGUACAAAGAAUUUCCUGAAACUUUUGUUUGGAACCAACAACACAAAAUAUGGACUCCAAGAAAGAAGAAAACUGUUAUAGGCCGCAUUGUUACAGCAAGUCCAUUCGAAGGUGAAAGGUAUUACUUACGGAUAUUGUUAAAUCAUAUAAGAGGCCCUUUAUCAUUUGACCACAUCAAAACAGUUGGCAACGUCACUGCACCAACCUUUCGUGAAGCAGCUACAUUACAUGGUUUGUUACAAAGAGAUACCAGUUUGCAAGAUUGUAUGCAAGAGGCUUCCUUAUACCAAAUACCACACAGUUUAAGACGGCUAUUUGCAACAAUUUUAGUAUACUGUAAUCCAACAAAUCCUAGAGAACUUUGGGAAUAUUUUGAACAAGAUAUGUCAAGUGAUUUCCAAACAAGUGUUGCAACAUCAGCAGAUAUUAGGACAAAAGUCUUACGAAGCAUCUCUUCUACACUUGAAUCGAUGGGAAAAGACAUAAACAUGUUUCAUUUAAUAGAAUAUGAUGUCUCUUUUGAUCAGAACGAAACUGAAGCUAGAGAAAUAAAUGAUGAAUUUGCAGUUUCAAUACCAGAAGAAGAUCUUAUGGCUUCGAUGAGUCUUAAUUCUGAACAACAACACGCAUAUGAAUCAAUUUUGCAGAAAGUCCUUCUAAAUGAAUCUGCUGCAUUUUUCAUUGAUGGUCCGGGCGGAACAGGGAAAACAUUCUUAUAUAAAGCACUUCUCGCUACAGUAAGAUCAAGAAACUUAAUUGCUCUUGCAACUGCAUCGUCUGGUGUUGCUGCAUCUAUUUUACCUGGAGGUCGAACAGCCCAUUCACGCUUCAAAAUUCCAUUAGAUCUUGACAAAAAUAGUACUUGUUGUGUAAGCAAACAAAGUGCUCUUGCCAAAUUGUUACGUCUUGCAAAGCUAAUCAUAUGGGAUGAAGCACCUAUGUCUAGAAAAGAAUGUAUGCAAGCAUUGGAUAAAAUGUUACGAGACAUAACUGAUUCAAGAUUACCAUUUGGUGGAAAAAUUAUCGUAUUCGGUGGAGAUUUUCGUCAAGUCUUACCUGUGAUUCGGAAAGGCACAAGACAAGAAGAAGUUAAUGCCAGUUUAGCAUCGUCAUAUUUGUGGUCUACUUUAACUAAGAUUAGGUUGAGUGAGAAUAUGCGAGCAAGAUUCGAUCCAAACUUCUCAAAUUAUUUACUUCAGGUCGGAAAUGGAACAACACCAAUCACAAUUGAGAAUAAGAUCAAAAUUCCCAAUGAAAUGCUCAUUCCUUACAGAAAUGAUGUGGAGUCUUUAGAUGAUCUGAUCGAUGCAGUCUUCCAAGAUAUUGGCAGCUAUUCAGAAAAUUUAUCCGAAAUGACAAAUCGAGCUAUCUUGACACCAAAGAACAACUCUGUCGAUGAGAUAAAUACAAUACUUAUUCAAAGAUUUCCUGGUACAGUUACACAAUACUAUAGCUUCGAUAAAACGAUUGAUACAUCAGAACAAGGAAUCAUGGAGGGCAACCGACUACAAGCAACAAUUUUCGACAAAGAUAUAGACCUACGUAAUGACAUGUUGCACAUCUUCCGGUCUUACUACAUCAGUAAUGCUUAUGUUAAGCCUUUAGAUCCCAGGCAUAGAAUUGAAGCGCAUGAAUACCAGUAG